CGACACUGCGGCAGUACCGAUAGCCGCUCUAUCUUGCGUUCCUAGUGAAGAAAACGCUUUGUAUUGUGUAUGCGUUGUUGUUGUUGGAAGAAGGAAAUUAUUCAGAAUCGAGCUAACUAGAGGCCUAGGCCGUAAGCCUAAACUAGUCCUUGGCAGAUUCCAGCACCUUCGUCCGUUCGCUGCCCGUGACCGUCGUCGACGUGACCAUUGGAGCUGAGUGUGAGUGGCCUAGGCCUAGCUUUUGCUGACAUGGUUAUACUUAAUUUAAAAGACCUAGACGUUGAUCAUGUUGUCUUUUAUAAUUGGGAUCAAGACCAGCACAAAGUUUAUAUUCAGUUGUAUGUGAACUCAAAUGUAAAUGUCAAGACGGAUGUAAACAUCGAUGUAACUGAUUUAGAAAUCACUGUUAAAUACAAAGAUGAAAUUGCAUGGUGCUGCCAGUUCUAUGCCAAAGUUGUUGAGGAGACAUGUACAGUGCAGGUUAAAGAUAAUAAGAUGGUGAUUAGUAUAGAUAAGAAAAAAGCAAGUGAGGAUUGGCAUCACCUGCAGAACACACAUGUCAAGCAAGAUAGUGAUGAAGAAUCUUCAGGUAUUCGUGGAAGCUCUUAAAAACCAAAAGGCCUAGGUCAAGCAGGCCUAGGCCCAA
This is a messenger RNA of Anneissia japonica, 646 nucleotides long. RefSeq lists its product as uncharacterized. NCBI's taxonomy places the organism in Eukaryota, Metazoa, Echinodermata, Crinoidea, Comatulida, Comatulidae. The record is from RefSeq and is a predicted model, not a curated record. The transcript has 5 exons. The coding region runs from base 250 to 609 and encodes 119 amino acids.